Molecule: messenger RNA, 1442 nt
Organism: Glycine soja
Lineage: Eukaryota; Viridiplantae; Streptophyta; Magnoliopsida; Fabales; Fabaceae
Exons: 2
Coding region: 229-1017 (262 amino acids)
Source: RefSeq, a predicted model, not a curated record
UGUUUCUAUUCAUCUAAAUUUCAUGGCCAUGUUCGAAGCCACUCAAACACAAAAUACUAAGUUAACAACAGCCUCAAUUUGCAUCAGCACCAGAAACAGCUCACAGACACAAAACAGAACAACACAAACUCAAAUCUCUUCUCUUCUUCUCUCUCUCUAUCUCUCAGACACAAGCACACAAAUGAAAAAAAGCUAACAAUAAUAAUAUCUCUGCAAACCAUUAAGGCCAUGGCUUUUCUUCUCCCCAACCUCCAACCUUCACUUUUAGCUCAAUCCAAAUCCAACAAAGACAAAGCAAACCUUCACCAAACUCUCUCACCUCAAAAACCCACUUCUCAGUUUCCUAUAUCUUCCACCACAUGCUCCUCUUCUUCUCUCCAAACUGCACAAGCUGCACAGGUCAGCACACCACAAGACAAGCAGCAGCAACAGCCAAAGGAUGAAUUCUACCUCAACCUUGGCCUUGCUGUCAGGACCAUCCGUGAGGACCUUCCUUUGGUCUUCGUCAAAGACCUCAAUUAUGACAUUUAUAGGGAUGACAUAACAUUCAUGGAUCCCUUGAACACAUUUACUGGGAUUGAGAAGUACAAAUUGGUCUUCUGGGCGUUGAGGUUUCAUGGCAAAAUCUUGUUCCGUGAGAUAGCACUUGAUGUGUACAGGGUGUGGCAGCCAUCAGAGAAUGUGAUAUUGGUCAGGUGGAACCUUAGGGGUGUGCCACGGGUUCCUUGGGAGGCCAAAGGAGAGUUUCAGGGCACCUCAAGGUACAAAUUGGACAGAAAUGGAAAAAUUUAUGAACACAAAGUUGAUAAUUUGGCAUUCAAUUUCCCUCAGAAUAUUAAACCAGUUUCAGUUUUGGAUUUGGUUACUGCAUGCCCUGCAAGUCCAAAUCCUACCUUUUUGUGGGGUCCUGUUGAUGCAUACUCUUCUUCAUGGAUAGCCUUUUACAAGGCAGUUAGGGACACAUUGGAUCAAGAAAGGAGUUUGCUACCACAAGAUGGUCUAGCUACAUGUUCAUAGCUAUGUAUGAGCUAGCACUUAAUGUUUCAUAGGUUAUUAUGUAUACAUUAGUGUUUAAUAGGUUAGGUAUAAAUAUAAAGAAUUUGAUCCAUAGCAUAAAAUGGUUUUUCUUCAAGGACAAGAGUGUAUAUAGAAAGGCAGGGAUGCAAAAUUGUUCAAGUUGCACACUUUGUUGUUGGAGGAAAUGGGGAUUCCUAUGUUUGGUAAGCUUAUAGCCAAAUACAGAUGAUCUAUAUGCGGUAAUCUUCUGAAAUUAAUUUUAAUAGUUGUUGAACAGAAUUGAAUCUUGUCUUUCUUUUUUCUCAUAUAAUGGUUGGACCUUAUUAUGGAUCACCCUUAUUUAAAGGGGACAUUCUAUAAUCUCUUCUAGACUUGUACUAUAUUGGUUUUGUAUUGGCAAUUUCCAUUCGAAUGUUUGAAACUCA